AUGCUGGCGGCCACAAACUGCAGCCAUAAGAUGGAGCUGCAGCAACAGUUGAAGGAGAAGAAGAUUAAAAACCUUAAUCACCAACGCCUUCCGCUGAAUCCCAACUGGGCUCAACUCCAACAAAAGCUGAACCUCCGCCCUGGUUUGAAGCCGUCGAGGCCCUCAGACCAUCUGAAUCCAGGAACUCAGAGGCUUGUUUUAGGAAAGCGUAAAGAUAGAACCGAUGAGCAGUCUGAGGAUCCUAAGCAGAGUCCUCUUGUGCCGUCGAACGAUGAUUUCAGUUUGACAGAUGCUGUCGCCAUGGAUUGUGAAAUGGUUGGUGUUGGUCAGGCAAACCGAAGUGCUCUUGGACGAGUUACAUUGGUAAAUAAGUGGGGAAACGUUAUAUAUGAUCAAUUUGUUCGACCCAUGGAGUUAGUUGCAGACUUCCGCACACAUAUUAGUGGAAUUCGACCAAAGGACUUGAAAAAAGCCAAGAAUUUUCCAGCUGUGCAGAAGGAAGUGUCCCAAUUGAUUAUGGGAAGGAUUCUUGUGGGCCAUGCCCUGUCCAACGAUUUUAAGGCAUUGCUAUUAAACCAUCCAAAAAAGGACCUGCGUGAUUCUUCAGAGUACCCACCUUUCCUCAAGGACGGACGGAGGAAGUCGCUUAAGCAUCUUGCAUCCGAGUUUCUUGGUGUCAAUAUACAAUAUGGAGAGCACUGCUCUAUAGAAGAUGCAAGAGCCACAAUGUUACUUUAUCAGAAGAACAGGAAGGAGUGGGAAAAGUUUGCUAAGUAUCAAACCAGGUUGAAACAGAAACAGCAGAAACACAAGCAGAAACGGAAACCAAAGGAAACUGAUGUUUCAAAUGCGCACGAUGCUUCUGCAGCUUCACCAUAA
Molecule: messenger RNA, 879 nt
Organism: Linum trigynum
Lineage: Eukaryota; Viridiplantae; Streptophyta; Magnoliopsida; Malpighiales; Linaceae
Source: the annotation of a GenBank genome assembly